UCCCGCCACUCUCUCUUGGGUUCUCACUCUCUGUCUACAGUGACACCACGAAGCUCGUUCGCGAAGCUGAAGAUGAUCAUCAAGGUCGUUUGACAAGGGAUUCUUUCGUACUCUGAUCAGAAUGAAGCCCACUCGCAGAUUCAACAAACCUAAUACCGAAGAAUCAAAGCUGGUUUUGGAGGAAGUGAUUGGAUUAACAACGAAAAAUGGCAAUGGGUUGGCUUCGAAUCCGUCGAGUUCCAAAUGUGCUUAUUUGGCAGGUUCUGUGGUGGUGAUUUAUGAUGUGAGUUUGGGUAUUCAAUCGCACCUCAUGGUGUCUAAUAGACCACCUAAGCCUUUGAGCUGUGUAGCUAUGUCACGAGAGGGACGCUUUAUUGCAGCUGGAGAGGCUGGAAGCCAGUCCUCAGUAUUAGUAUGGGAUUCUUCUACUUUGUCUAAUGUCUCUGAAUUGAAAGGUCAUCCAUAUAGAGUUGCAUGCAUUUGUUUCUCACCUAAUGGUAAACAUUUGGUAUCUGUUGGGGGAUAUAUUUACCUUUGGGACUGGCGAAGUGGAAAGCUGGUAACUAAGCUUCAAGCAACUUCAUCGUGUUCUACUAUCUCCAGUGUUGGCUUCUCAUCAGAUGCAAAAUUUAUUGUAACUGUUGGCAAAAAACACUUGAAAUUCUGGACACUUGGAUCAUCUAGAAGUACUCGACAAAAUGGUGGGCUGAGCAGAACCACAUUAGAAAUACAUGAAAAGCUUACCAAUCUUUCAAUUCAUAAAGAAGGCUCUUUUACAGCUAUAGCCUUUUCUCCAGAGAGCAGUAUCAGCAAUGAUAAUUGUAAACGAGCUGGUGAUUGCUUUCACAUAUAUGCAUUGACUGAUUCAGGCAUUUUGUGCCUAAUCCGUUCUGGAUUGACGAUACAAAAGUCUGUGGCCUUGAAGGUUCAGAAAGCUUUUGCACUAUCAACAUCAGGAAAGCUAAUUGCUUGUGCAUGCAAUAAUGGGGAAGUCCAAUUAUUUACCCCAAUAUCUCUAGAAUAUGUGGGCAGUAUAUUGUAUUCAAAGGCCCAAAAGUUGUAUGAAGAAAACAACAGUGUUUACCAUGCUCUAGUUCUUGAACAAGAUUUUCAACAGUCGCCUGCUCUGCCUGAUGCAGUCGCAUGCAAGUUUUCAGCCACAGAAAAGCUUGUGGUUAUUUACAGGGAUCAUAGUCUUUGCAUCUGGGACAUCCAUGAUGUGAAUCAGGUCACCAAGUGUUUUAUGCUAGUUUCACAUUCUUCAUGCAUUUGGGAUGUCAAGAAUCUAUGCUGUGAAAACAUGCAUGAUCUGUCUUCUGUAUGCACUGCUAGAGGUUGUUCAGGGGGGGUUUCUUUUGCAACUUGCUCUGCUGAUGGUACAAUUAGACUGUGGGAUAUUGCUACGCAAUCUGAAUUAUCAAAAAAUGCUGAAGAGCUGAAGAGUGAACUAUUGGGUUCUUCAUGUUUAGUAAGUGCUGGGACUUUUGAACGUGACACCGUUCAGUCAGAUCUUACUAGUCAAGAGUUUCGAUCUCUAGCUGUUAGUUCGGAUGGAAAAUAUCUUGCUGCUGGUGAUUGUAAAGGAAACCUUCAUAUAUACAACCUUCAAACAUCAGAGUACACAUGUUUUCAGGGUGCUCAUGAUGGAGAGAUUCUUACAUUAAGCUUUACCUCGUCCACCCAAGACAUAUUUGGGGAACUUGAAACAAGCAGUCACUUUCUUGCUUCUGGUGGACGAGAUUGUAUAAUCCGCCUCUAUGAUGUAAAAAGAAAUUUUGAUCUCAUUGGCAGCAUUGAUGAUCAUUCGGCUGCAGUCACUUCUGUCAAAAUUAGCAGCAACAGUUGCAAGAUACUCAGUUGCAGUGUUGAUAGUUUUAUGGUGCUUCAUGAUGUAGUGAUAGCAGAUAAUGGUCAUAAAAUUUUGACGCAACAUCGUCAAAGGGCUUCACAAUGUGGAGCUGUUUAUGACAUGGCUGUGGAUCUGACAUGCAAGACUAUUGUAACAGUUGGGCAGGAUAAGAAGAUAAAGACUUUUGACAUGGCUGCCCGGAAACUAAUUAGGUCAUACAAUCAUGAUAAAAUUUUUGGGGAACCUAUAAAGGUUACAAUGGACCCAAGCUGCACCUAUGUGGUCUGCUCAUUCUCAAACAAGUCCAUCUGCAUAUAUGACUUUCUAACCGGUGAGAUGGUUUCCAAAGCAAUGGGGCACGCUGAAAUUGUUACUGGUGUCAUCUUCUUGCCUGAUUGCAAGCAUAUAGUUUCAGUAGAUGGUGAUGGCUGUAUUUUUGUAUGGAAAUUGCCUUCUUCAUUGUCUUCUAAGAUAUUGGAGAGAAUAUUGGAAAAAAAUAAUCCAUUGUCUUCAAGAGGCUCAGCUCAAUCUCCUACUUGUAGUCCUCUAUCAUUUAGCAAAGAGGAAUGCCAGCACUCCAAGAUCAAUACUGAGGGUGUCUGGUCAAUAAGGAACGGCAGUCAAAGUGGAGAUGGAGUGCUUCAUCCAAAAAGUUGUGAUAGAGAGGCAUCACCUUUUAAAUUUACUGUUUCAAGACUUCCUAAAUGGGCACAAGCAAAAGUGACCAGCUGCAAUAAUGUAUGCAAGAAUCUUAAUUGCACUUCAUCAGAGGCAUUUUCUCUUCCAUCCCCAGAAGUUCAAAUACCAUCUGAUCAUGCUUCUGCAUCGCCAGAGACUUUGAGCUCGCAAUGUUCUUCAAGGCCUGGAGGUACUUUCAGCAACAUUGCUUUGGACAACCAUUGGUUCUCUGUUUACACUGUUUGUAUGGAUGCACUUUCCUCCCCAGAGAUGCAGAAUGUACUUGACAUAAAGUUUCCACAGAUUCCCGCAAGACAAGAUAGUAUAGUGAUCAGUAAGGACCAGAACUCUAAUGGGCUCAGUAGCCUUUGCAAGAAUGAACAAAUGGAUGUUGUUCCAGACCAGCGUGUUUGUUGCGAUGAUAGUGAUUUUUCUUGGUGUCCUGAACAAGAUUCUGACAGAAAAGCAGAGCAGUUGCAUUUGGGUGAAUCUGGAAGUUUGUCAAAAACAACUCUUGAAGCUAACUCGGAUAGUCCAUGCUAUGAAGAAGACAGUGGUAUCUUUAAGCGGCAUUUUGGCAGCUUAUCAAAUACUCACAAGAAAGAGUCAAGGAAUUCGUUAGUUAGAAGGUUUUCUGCAAGGUAUACUGUGCAAUGGGAUUAUUACCCAGGUGGCUGCAAGAAACUAUUUAGCAGUCCUGUCAGGAAUACGACAGAUAGCAAGAGCUUUGCGGAUGAAGCUGCAACUCAUAUUGUAUCAGAAAACAGAUCCUUGCUGGGGAAGGAAAGUGAGGAAGUGGGGAAUUCUCCUGAACAGGAGCUAAAGAAUUCAACACAAGGUUUGACAGAUUCAACAACUGAAUCUUUGAUCAUAUGCCCUGUGAAAGAAAAUUCAGUUGACAAUCAACUCCAGGUAGGUACAGAUCAAAAGGAAGGUGACUGUGAAGGGAGUGAACAAGAAGAAACUAUAGCUGCAUGCAAGAAAGCACUUGAUAACUUGGACGCAGCAGCUGAGAGUGCGGUUCAAUUAUUUUUACAAUUAGAAAUGCGUAAUGGGGAAGAUGUUUCGAGAGGAUCUGGAGCUGAAAUUCUGAAUGAGGCAGCUGAACUACUUCCCCUAAUUGUUGACAAGGUUAAUGCUGUUGCUAGUUUGGUUCGAUGUAGGAAGAACAAAAAUUGUUGAGAAGGUUAGUGUUGAGCUUUGACCCAAAUGAGAAAACACACAUCUCAAUACAUCAAGAACAGUAAUUUUAGACUCAAACGUGGAGGAUCAGUGCUGACUUUCAAGUGUUACAGAAUUGAAACCAUUGUUUGGUAGAUUAUGAAUAUCAAUAUAUUAACAUAAUUUUUUAUAAAUAUAAGUCUGAUAAUUGUUCUCAGUGCAAUGGUAAAUUUUGAA
This is a messenger RNA of Lotus japonicus, 3925 nucleotides long. RefSeq lists its product as uncharacterized. The transcript is spliced from 20 exons. Bases 122 to 3709 code for a protein of 1195 amino acids. Gene Ontology annotation, cellular component: mitotic spindle. Gene Ontology annotation, biological process: mitotic spindle organization; regulation of mitotic cell cycle. Lineage: Eukaryota; Viridiplantae; Streptophyta; Magnoliopsida; Fabales; Fabaceae. The record is from RefSeq and is a predicted model, not a curated record. Gene Ontology annotation, molecular function: protein binding.